This is a messenger RNA of Anopheles aquasalis, 4238 nucleotides long. RefSeq names its product PDZ domain-containing short spindle 6 (gene ssp6). Gene Ontology annotation, molecular function: protein binding. The record is from RefSeq and is a predicted model, not a curated record. NCBI's taxonomy places the organism in Eukaryota, Metazoa, Arthropoda, Insecta, Diptera, Culicidae.
AGGCUCUAGUGCGGCGAAAGGGGAUAAGUGAAAAACAUGGCGACCGAAAAACGUUCGUACUCACCGUUUUAGUCGUCACUGUCGUCGUCGGACACGGAACCGUAGUGUGCUGUGCGCGUGUCGCGGUGAAUUGUCGUCAAUAUAGCAGCACGCACGACGGACACCGUAGUCCGUCGUCAGCUGUGUGUGCUUCUGUGUCCAGCGUGCAACAAAGUAUAAGUGCAGCACCGCGCGGUCCCCACCAACGUGUUCUCCAUCGUCAUUAGUCGCCAGCAGUGUCCAGGAGAAACACCAAGUACGGUGCGAUGCGCCAGUGCCAGUGCCAGUGUUAAUAGCUAGCUUUCGCUAGCGCUGGUGAAAUCACUCAAGAAAGAUGAAAACCUUAUCGCGCUGCUCUGGCCAUCAUCAGGGGUUUGUCUCUGUGUGUUCCUAGUGUGUAAGUGCGUGGUUCAGUUGGUUGACCGGUGCAAGAAGGAGUGAAAAAUCGAUAAGCGAAAGUGCAACGCGUGGAAAAAUGAUUCCAAUUUCCAACUUCACUACCGCCAAGCUGGUGGUAAUUCCCUUUAUCCUCUAGUGUGCGUAUAUCUGCUGCAGCAUCCUUUGCCGCAGAACUCACUCCCUCGUAAACAAGUGCCAAAACCCGAAAAUUAGACAGAUUAGUAGACAGCGAGAAGAAGAGAGCAAGAGAGAGAUCGAGCGAGAGAUGAGUUCCUUGUUCGCCACAUUUGGCUGCGAAAAGGCGACGACAUACAUCCUAGCAUGCGAUAGAUGCAAUCGAUACUAGCGAUAGCAACGACGCUGGAGAAGCCAGAAUUCAUCUGCAGCCGGUCGCCAACAGCACAGCAGCAGCCACUAGCACCUGCGACCCCUUCCAAGUCGCAACGACGACGACGACCACGACGACAAGAUGAAUCCCGACCGGAACAGCCGGAAGUAUCGCUCCGGAAACAAUCUGUACAGCGAUGAUGAGCUGGAAUUAUCAUCGUCCCAGGUGCUGGAGAAGGUGAAGCCAGAUCGUGUUACUUCCACAAAGCCGGAUGAGGAUCGACGCCGUCGUACGAUCAUCGUGGAGAAGAAGAAUGGCUCGUACGGGUUCACGCUACAGAGCUACGGUAUCCACUACCGGAAGGAGCAGGAGGUGGAAGUGAUCACAUACGUCGACUACGUGGAGUACGAUGGGCCGGCGUACCGGGCUGGGAUGCGCGAGGGAGAUGUCAUCCUGUCAAUCAAUGGCUACGAUAUGGAGAAAACCGAACACAAGGAUCUGGUUAACUUCAUCAAAAACUGUGAUAAUCGGAUGCGGAUGGUGGUCCUGUUUGAGGAUUGCUGUCGUAAGGUCGAGCUACAUCUGAAGUACAUUCAGCUGCAGGAUCUGCUCAAGUGCAAGAUGGCCGACUUGGAGCGUGUUUGUCUGCGGGAGCGCGAGCUGCUCGAGGGCAAAUGGAAAACGCACAGCCUACCGGCUCGGAAGAAGGCCACGGUAAGUGCGGCCGACGGGGAUGUCGACCCAGGCUCGACGACUGAUGUCGAGAGUGGACCGUCCGGACCAUCCUUCUGCCGACCGGCAGCAUCGACCGAGGACGUCAAGAAGCUGCUACGCCAAAAGACGUACAUCGUGCCACCGCCGGCACAGUUCAUGUUGGCCUAUCAUUGCCUGGAUAGCAACUAUCGCUACGUCAUACACCCGUCACAGUCACAGCCGGCCUGUGAGGGAGACACCGCCGACUAUUCCGGCACACACCAGAACACCACGGCCAAACUGUGUAAGGAUCACGCUCAGCACAUGAUGCGUGGUGCUUCGCUCGAUAGCAGUAAUAUAGGGAGUGGUGGCUGCAAGCAGCAGUCCCGUGGUGACCCGGGAGCAUCACCGACAAAGAGUCUUCACAACUACGACACCAAGGGUAGCUCCAAGGGAGCAGGAGGAGGAGGAGGAGGAGGAGGAGGAGGGGGUUCAGGAGGCCGAAGAAGUCAUCUGCAUGGUCACUCGUGCAAUCCCUGUAUCGGGCACUUCCUGCGUGGUGGCAGUAAUGAUAAGCAUCGUGGCACCGACAAGGACAAUACCAGCUUGGAUGCGUACGAUCUCGCUAGCCCGUGCUGCGAUUCGCAUUGUGUGCCGUCGCGCCGCAAGUCCAAGCACCACAAAGACCAUCAUCAUCACAAGCACAAACACCGGGACCGGGGCGAUCGGGAGUCGAGGGAUGGUGAUCGCAAGGGCAGUGAUCGCAUCCCGCGUCCCAAGUCUCAGCCACACAUUUCACCGCAGUCACAGCCAAACUAUCUCUAUCGCCAUAAAGACAAGCACGAUCAUCACCAUACGAAGGUGUACGACCUGAACGCUAGUCUCGCCAGCCACUGUAGUCUGCAUUCGUGCACCUCGAGCGAGUUCAAUGCGACGGCCACAUCGGCGGCUGAAAAUCCGUCGCCCGCAUCCUACAGCACCUCGAUCAGUACCGAUACGUUGUACUGGGAACCGCACAGUGAGUCAACGACGGCCUCUUCCGGUGGUUCGCUGCACAAGAAGCCACCGGCUGGCAGUGGGUCUGGUGGCGGUGGCGGAGCAGCUGGUAGCACCCUGGGCCGCCCAGCGCACACCCACCAGCAUCACUACUACAUCCAGAAGUAUGUCCACCCGCAACAUCAUUCGGUGGCCGCUGGUACCCAACACCCCCAGCAGCAGCAGCAGCAGCAGCAGCUGGCCAUCUAUCCAAUCGCUCCGUUGGCCGCGGCGGUGCACAAACCCAAAUCCUGGGACAAUCUCGCUAUGAAAGGGUACGGUGGGUACGGGUACGGUUACGGUUACAUGGAGGUACCGACGAAACCGGCGGCGGCCGGUGGUGGUGGCCACCAGCUACCACCGACCCAAACGCGCACCCAGACCACGAUCACCAUCCAGCACCGGAACUCGAUCCCGAAGAAGAACGGUUACGAGCGGUAUUCGGCCGCGUUCGUUGAUGUGGAAAACUACGCUCCACCGCCAACCCAGUUUCUGCAUGAAACGCUUACCACGACCACAACGACGAUCACGACGAAAUCGACCGAAAAUCUACUGGCUGCUGCGUACAAUCGUUCCGAGUCGAGUUUGGGACAGUGCGAGUGCCAUGAGACGGUACCGCUUGUACCGUCGGGUGGAACCGGUGCGGCCAGUAUCUGUGGUGGCUGUUCUGCCGGUGGAGCCGGUGCCGGUGUGACCGGAGGUGGUACGGUUGAGCUGGUGCAUGAUAAGUCGGGAUACUACUCGAGCCUAGGGCACGGUGUUGCCCGGGACGGUGGAAAGAAAUCUAUUUCCAAUCUGACGGAAAUUGCGCGGCUGUAGAGUGUAGAGGCAGUGGUGCGGUUUGGGGUCAGUUUAGUUCCGUGGCGAUCGGCCAAAGGAUCCUUUUGAGGUUUCCAGGAGAAAUAGAAGCACAGCCUCGAGAAGCUGGCUAGAUGCAGAGCCAAUCGCAGUAAGCUUAUCCUCUCUUCACGAUGAUAGAUCGAGAUGGCCAUGGGCAUGUUUCCCUCCAUACCAGAGUGCAGGCUUUUUAGUGGUUCUGAAAAAUGGUGAUCGACGGUGCGGUUGCCGUGGCCAAGCACUAACUACGUAGUGAUUGCAAGUACGUCUCUCCAGCUCGAGUUGCUUUUGGGGCCAUUAUUAGGUAAACGAUCUCAGCAGCAGCAGCAAACUUUGAUAUUCCUAAAAACGUACGCGAAUGCUCACACCCAUCCCGUAGAAAUACUCAGAGGCAGAGGGACGGCUUAGGAGACAUGUGCAUGGCAUGUUGUAUGUGUGUCUGUGUGUGUGUCUGUGUGCUUCCAGCGAUUUACUACAACUUCCACUAACCACUAAAACCCAACACAUUCCAGAGUAGAGUAGGACACCAGCGCGCGGUUCCUUUCCAGUUAAUGAGUAGCCAAAAUAAACGAUAGCAGCCAAAGGCCUGAAGAAAAUUCACCAACACCAUCACUAAGAAGAUAUUGCUCACCGGUACCCGGCAGCAUGAUGCGGCUGGUCAGUCUAAAAUAGAAGAAACAGUAGAGAAGUGAAUGAGGCGCGAUGCAAGGCGAUUGUAAAUCCAACCGCCGGAAUCCAUGUUGCAUGUUCACGGUUCGGAGAGUCCAAAAGCGUGCGCGAAUGCCACAAAUCCGUCGUAGAGAAAGCUUUCCAAUCUUGUGGGCAAAAUGUAAAUUAGCCGCGUGGGGUUUGCGCGGGGAGGUGUAGGUGUUUGGAAUGAGAUUAUACUGGAGAAAUACAUACUUUC